AUGGGGUCCGUUGGAAACUCUCAUGCAGAGCGUAGGCCAAAUAAUCAAGAUGUUAUUUUCAUUAUUCAAGGUAGGCCAAAUAUUCAAGAUGUUAUUUUCAUUAUUCAAGGUAGGCCUAAUAAUCAAGAUGCUAUUUUCAUUAUUCAAGGUAGGCCUAAUAAUCAAGAUGAAAUUUUCAUUAUUCAAGGUAGGCCUAAUAAUCAAGAUGCUAUUUUCAUUAUUCAAGGUAGGCCUAAUAAUCAAGAUGAAAUUUUCAUUAUUCAAGGUAGGCCUAAUAAUCAAGAUGUUAUAUUCAUUAUUCAAGGUAGGCCUAAUAAUCAAGAUGGUAUUUUAAUAAUCAAGUUUUUAAAAAGUAAAUUAACAGUUAAAAAAUCAAACACGGCUGGUUUAGAUGUAAAUAAAAAACGUUACUUUUUUAAAAGUGGUUGCUCAUGGAGUUUUUUCUCAGAAAGUGUCUCAGUACUCAGUACACAUUCCUAUUUGUUCCAAUCAGUAUAUUCUCUACAAAUACAUAUUGUUCGCGGAAUAAAUAGCAGGGUCGUCGCGGGAAAACUGCCUCGGCCUUGUGAUUGGUGUAAAUUAGUUCCUACACAAGAAGCUUACUUACUGGAUUAUAAUGAUAAUAAAAAUGGUUAUGCCUAUUGGGAGACCACGUGUUCGCUUUUUCCUAUAUUUAUAAGAAAUCUUGGAUGA
Molecule: messenger RNA, 693 nt
Organism: Lottia gigantea (owl limpet)
Lineage: Eukaryota; Metazoa; Mollusca; Gastropoda; Lottiidae
Exons: 10
Coding region: 1-693 (230 amino acids)
Source: RefSeq, a predicted model, not a curated record